AGGGUUUAAAGAACUUUAAAACAAUUGACUGAGAGACUUCGCGUCAACUGAUUGACUUGUCAAAUGAUUAAAUGAACUAGUAUGGACAAGGAGACACAAUCACCACCACAAACACAAACUUCUAUCCCAUCUCCGUUUCAGCUCUUUCCUGAAGAACAUGGCCGAAUCUUUUGUCUUUGAUAUUGCUGAAUCACUGCUGGGGAAACUUGCUUCUUAUGCUUAUGAAGAGGCUUCUCGAGCCUACGGUGUGUAUGAGGAUCUGAAGGGGAUCAAAGACACAUUGUCAAUUGUGAAAGGGGUGCUGUUGGAUGCUGAGGAGAAGAAGGAGCACAAGCAUGGGUUGCGCGAAUGGCUCAGGCAGAUUCAAAAUGUUUGCUUCGAUGCUGAAGAUGUGUUGGAUGAAUUUGAGUGCCAAGGCUCGCAAAAGCAAGUUGUUAAAGCUUCAGGCAGCGUCAGGGUGAAGGUAGGCCACUUCUUUUCUUCAUCUAAUUCGCUUGUUUUCCGUCUUAGGAUGGCUCAUCAAAUUAAAGAUGUUAGGGAAAGAUUAGAUAAGAUAGCAGCAGAUGGGAAUAAGUUUGGUCUUGAGAAGAUUGAGGUUGACCUCAGGCUUGUGCAAAGGAGAGAAAUGACUUAUUCCCAUGUGGAUGCUUCAGAUGUGAUUGGAAGGGAGACUGAUAAGGAAGAAAUUAUCAAGCUCUUGAUGCAACCCCACCCUGAUGGUGAUGGGUAUGGUGAUAGAAGUCUGUGUGUUAUUCCCAUAGUGGGUAUUGGAGGGUUGGGGAAGACCACACUUGCAAAGUUGGUGUUCAAUGAUAAGAGGAUGGAUGAACUUUUCCAAUUGAAGAUGUGGGUUUGUAUCUCUGAUGAAUUUGACAUUAGGCAGAUUAUUAUUAAAAUCAUCAAUUCUGCUUCAGCUUCAGCUCCAAAUAUUGCUCUUGCUUACCAAGAAAACAUCAACAGCUUAGAUAUUGAGCAGCUUCAAACUCGUCUUAGACACAAGCUUUCUCUUCAGAAAUUUUUACUGGUCUUGGAUGAUAUAUGGAAUGAUGAUUAUACAAAAUGGAUUGACUUGAAAAAUUUAAUAAAAGUUGGUGCAGUGGGAAGCAAAAUCAUAGUGACAACGCGAAGUAACUCCAUUGCUUCAAUGAUGGGCACUAUUCCCUCUUAUGUUUUAGAGGGCCUUUCUCCAGAGAAUUGUAUAUCGCUGUUUGUGAGAUGGGCAUUUAAGGAAGGUCAAGAGAAGGAAUAUCCAAAUCUAAUGGAGAUCGGAAAGGAAAUUGUGAAAAAAUGCAAAGGGGUUCCUUUGGCAGUGAGAAGCUUGGGAAGUUCUCUGUUCUCAACUUCUGAUUUAGAUAAGUGGGAAUUUGUGAGAGACCAUGAGAUAUGGAAUUUAGAACAAAAGAGAAAUGACAUUUUACCAGCACUUAAGUUGAGCUAUGAUCAAAUGCCAUCCCAUUUGAGGCACUGUUUUGCUUAUUUUGCCCUUUUUCCCAAAGAUUUUCGCUUUAUAAAUACUGAAAUUACCAAUCUUUGGGCGUCACUUGGACUACUACAAUCCCCAAAUGGAAGUCAAAAGGUAGAGAAAAUUGCAAGACAAUAUAUAGAAGAGUUGCAUUCAAGAUCAUUUCUCCAGGAUAUCACAGAUUUUGGCCCCUUCUAUUUUUUCAACGUACACGAUUUGGUGCAUGAUCUUGCCCUGUAUGUUGCGAAGGAGGAGUAUCUGAUGGUAGAUGCUUGUACACGGAAUAUACCUGAGCAUGUAAGGCACAUAUCAAUUGUUGAAAAUGGUUUACCUGACCAUGCCGUGUUCCCCAAAUCCAGAAGUCUGAGAACAAUUACUUUUCCCAUUGAAGGAGUGGGUCUUGCCAGUGAAAUUAUUUUGAAGACAUGGGUAUCAAGAUACAGAUACUUACGGGUCUUAGAUUUAAGUGAUUCUUCUUUUGAGACUCUUCCUAAUUCAAUUGCUAAAUUGGGGCAUUUGCGAGUUCUCGACCUUUCCAAUAAUGGCAAAAUCAAAAGACUUCCUAAUUCUAUUUGCAAACUCCAGAAUUUGCAAGUUUUUUCAGUCAGUGGAUGCAUGGAGCUUAAAGCAUUGCCUAAAGGAAUCGGGAUGUUGAUUAACCUUCGAGAGCUGAAAAUAACCACAAAGCAAUCUUCUCUGUCACAGGAUGAAUUUGCAAACUUGAGCAAUCUUCAAACCUUGAGUUUUGAAUAUUGUGUCAAUUUGAAAUUUUUGUUGGAAAAGGCACAACUCACUCAACUCAGUUCCCUUCAAAUAUUGGUUGUUAGAUCAUGUGGGAGCCUAAUGUCCUUACCCCUUUAUAUUCUCCCUAAACUAGACGCUCUGUUUGUUGCAGACUGUGGGAUGAUAAAUUUGUUUUUGGGUGAUGAAAGCCCAAUCAAAAGAUGGAGGAUGAAAUUUCUGCAUGUAGAGAAUUUUCCGUGGCUACAAGUACUUCCUGAAUGGAUCGAAGGAGCUGCGGAUACUUUACAGACAUUGAUGAUUUAUAAUUUGCCUAAACUUAAGUUUCUUCCUGAGUGUUUACCUAGAAUGACUCAUCUUAAGAGGCUCCAUGUUGCAGAAUGUCCUUCACUGCUCUUUCAUCCAAGUCACAUCCAUUGCCUCACUACCCUAGAAGAUUUGAGCGUAGAUGGUUGUCCUGCAUGGGACUGGGAGUACAUGGCAAGUCGUAGUUUACCUGACAACACCAUGAAGUAACACAGAUCAGAUAAUGCAAGUACUGUGACAAAGGUCAUUGUCAAGAGCAAAUGCAUGGAGUGCCAAACAUUCUCCAAAGGAUUUGGGAAGUUGAUCAACAUCCGAGAACCAAAUGCAUAACCCCACAAAACAUUAUGUUCUGUAAUAGGAUGAAGUUUUUGUUCACAGGGGUAGAACACAGCUCACUUCCCUCCAUUCCUUCAAGUACUCGGUUUCAUCAUGGAAAUUUCUGCAUCUCGAGUCAAGUAUGCUUAUUGUGUGACUCACUAGCAUGGCUCAUCUUAUGGGACCCCAUGUAAUGUUGUUGACUGUCAUAAAGUAGCCAUGCAUCGUCUCACUUUCAAGUGACAGACCUGCAAAACAUCAGCUGCAAUCUGGAGUAUGAUCUGCCCUGUGGGCUGUGAUUGCUCGCAUCAAAGGCGUUUCUAUUGGAGAGCCGUGAGAAGAGAAAUAAAUAAUCACUUUGUUUUCAAAAACUGUCUCAGAUCUAACAAAAUAUAUCGUCAUUUCUCCAAAACAAGCUAAAUGAAACA
Messenger RNA from Glycine soja, 3252 nucleotides. RefSeq names its product putative disease resistance protein RGA3. The transcript is spliced from 2 exons. Gene Ontology annotation, molecular function: ADP binding; protein binding. Gene Ontology annotation, biological process: defense response to other organism. The record is from RefSeq and is a predicted model, not a curated record. The coding region runs from base 158 to 2719 and encodes 853 amino acids. Lineage: Eukaryota; Viridiplantae; Streptophyta; Magnoliopsida; Fabales; Fabaceae.